GGUUCCAAUAACUCCAAACAUAUACAUACACGCUCUUGUAUGUAUACAUUCACAUAGAGUACACAAUAUAAUUUCACAUCUCUUUCCAAGUAGGAAGGAGUGUUAGCAAUUCUCGAAGCAAACGAUCUCACAUCAUCCUCCUCCUUGCUUCAGAUCUCUCCUUUCUUCUAUUUAAUCACAAACAGGGAGAGAGAGAGAUAUAGAGAGAGACAGCGAGCGAGAGAGAGUAAGAGAGAGAGAGGAGACAGAGAGAGAGAGGGAGAGAGAGACAGCGAGAGAGUAGAUGCGAUUUCUGUUUAGGUGUAUAUACGUGCAUAUAUACAUACAGAUACUACAGGAAUCUCAUUAAGCGUUCGCAGUUUCGUAGCAGAAAUGGUGGUUCCUGGACCUGUUACGGCUGGACAGGUGUCAUUCUUGCUGGGAAUCAUCCCAAUUUUUAUUGCAUGGAUAUAUUCUGAAUGGUUGGAGUACAGGAGGUCUUCAUUUAUAUCAAAAGUUCAUUCAGAUAUUAAUCUUCCUGAAAUGGGGAAUGAAACUGUCACAGAAGAUGAUCGGGUGCUUUUGCUUGAGGGAGGGCUUACAAAGUCAACAUCUGCAAAGCAGAUGACCUCAUCAACUAAAACAAUAUUAAUUAGGUUUCUGACAAUGGAUGACUCUUUUUUGCUAGAGCAUCGAGCAUCUUUGAGAGCAAUGUCUGAAUUUGGUGGAAUUCUUUUCUAUUUUUACAUAUGUGACCGCACAGAUAUAUUUGCUGAUUCAACCAAGAGCUACAGUCGUGAUCUUUUCCUUUUCCUGUUCAUUCUUCUUAUCAUUGUAUCGGCAAUGACUUCUCUCAAGAAACAUCAGGAUAAAUCAUCUUUUUCUGGAAAAGCUUUACUUUACUUGAAUCGGCAUCAGACAGAGGAGUGGAAAGGAUGGAUGCAGGUUCUCUUUUUGAUGUAUCAUUACUUUGCUGCAACUGAGAUAUACAAUGCGAUACGUAUGUUUAUUGCUGCAUAUGUCUGGAUGACUGGGUUUGGAAACUUCUCCUAUUACUACAUCCGGAAAGAUUUCAGUGUUGCACGAUUUGCUCAGAUGAUGUGGAGGCUAAAUUUUUUUGUCGCAUUUGCUUGUAUAGUUCUUAACAAUGAUUAUAUGCUGUACUAUAUAUGCCCAAUGCACACGCUUUUUACUCUAAUGGUGUAUGGAGCUCUUGGAAUUGGCAACAAAUAUAAUGAGAUAAGAUCAGUCAUGAUUUUGAAGAUAUGCACCUGUUUUCUUCUUGUCAUUUUGAUCUGGGAGGUACCUGGAGUUUUUGACCUUCUCUGGUUUCCUCUGACUUUCCUCUUGGAAUACAAUGAUCCAGCAAAACCAGAUCUCCCUCGCUUACAUGAAUGGCACUUUCGGUCUGGACUUGAUCGCUAUAUAUGGAUAAUUGGCAUGAUAUAUGCCUAUUGUCACCCAAAUGUUGAGAAGUGGAUGGAGAAAUUAGAGGAGUCCGAGAUAAAGCGUAGACGUACAAUCAAAACAUGUAUAGUUACAGUCGCCCUAUCCGUUGGGUAUCUAUGGUAUGAGUAUAUUUACAAGCUGGACAAGGUAACAUACAACAAAUUCCACCCCUACACAUCGUGGAUUCCAAUCAGUGUGUACAUUUGCUUGAGAAAUUGCACCCAGGAGAUUCGGAAUUUUUCAUUAACUCUCUUUGCUUGGCUUGGGAAGAUCACUUUGGAAACCUAUAUCUCUCAAUUCCACAUCUGGCUGAGGUCAAAUAUGCCUAAUGGACAGCCUAAAUGGCUUCUCUGUCUCAUUCCAGAUUAUCCUAUGCUCAAUUUCAUGCUUACAACUGCCAUAUAUAUCUUGAUAUCAUGUCGCCUUUUUGAACUGACUAAUACUCUUAAGUCGCUCUUUAUACCAACAAGAGACAAUCGUCAGCUGAUGUAUAACUUCUUUGCUGGAGCUGCAAUUUCAGCCUGUUUGUACUUCAUCGCAUUUAUUCUCGUGCAAAUUAUUACUUAAACCUAUCAACAGGCAUUAGUUGUAAAAGAAGAUAUCUCAUGGACAUACAAAUGGAAUACAAAUAUACCCAAAUUGAUCCAGAUUUUGGUUGUCUUGUUGUACUGACAUGAAUACAUUGAGGAAAAUCCUCACCCAGGGGGGGUGCUAGUCUUACAAAUAUAUGUGCAGUUUAUCCAGUUGAUUUUGGCAGAGGGAAGAUUCUAGGAGCAAACUUAGUCUUCCAACAGUAUACACAAUUUUUGUUAUGAACCUGGAUUCUGCACAUCAUAUUUUUUUUUUUACUUUAAUGUACUCCUCAAUAUUUUCUUUCAAUGUCAAUCAUUGAUUUAAAAAAAACUGCAAACUUGUUUACAAGAAAUGCUAGUCUUGUUCAUAGAGAUGUCAUUUGUGAAUUUGCGAUCUUCCCAAUAGAAGCAUUACAUUCUUUUCUCUC
Messenger RNA from Daucus carota subsp. sativus, 2428 nucleotides. Its product is annotated as protein REDUCED WALL ACETYLATION 3. The transcript has 17 exons. Gene Ontology annotation, molecular function: acetyltransferase activity. The coding region runs from base 373 to 1995 and encodes 540 amino acids. NCBI's taxonomy places the organism in Eukaryota, Viridiplantae, Streptophyta, Magnoliopsida, Apiales, Apiaceae. The record is from RefSeq and is a predicted model, not a curated record. Gene Ontology annotation, cellular component: Golgi apparatus. Gene Ontology annotation, biological process: plant-type secondary cell wall biogenesis; xylan biosynthetic process; xyloglucan metabolic process.